Molecule: messenger RNA, 438 nt
Organism: Diaporthe amygdali
Lineage: Eukaryota; Fungi; Ascomycota; Sordariomycetes; Diaporthales; Diaporthaceae
Exons: 1
Coding region: 1-438 (145 amino acids)
Source: RefSeq, a predicted model, not a curated record
AUGUCUCCUCAGAGGCCCUUCCUCUCCAGCUUCUUCGCCGCCUUCCGCCAACAGCCCCCACCCUCCAUGCCACAGUCCUCCGCGCAAGCCUCAUCAGCAAAUAAGCAACCCACCUCGUCGACGACCACAACGUCCUAUUCCGUAUCGACAACGGCGCCCUCCACAUCCCGCGGCAUAGCAGCACAGGCUGCCGCCGCCGCUCAGUCACAGUCCGCGGCCGCCCGAGGCGUCACGUCGCCGCGUGGCAUCCCCAUCCCCCAGCAGCCGCGGCGGCGCGGGAGCGACAGCUCCACCGAGGGGUUCCGCGAGGUGCUCGGCGCCGACAAGAUGUACAUCGGCGGGAAGACGGCUGCCGGCGAGGAGAAGUACUUCAAGCUGGGCAUGGUGAGGAGGGUGCGGAGCGGGGACAGGCUUAGUAUCGACCGGCUGAGUUUAUGA